This is a messenger RNA of Sapajus apella (tufted capuchin), 1231 nucleotides long. It is a transcript of the gene FBL, whose product is annotated as fibrillarin. Gene Ontology annotation, molecular function: rRNA methyltransferase activity; histone H2AQ104 methyltransferase activity; RNA binding. The transcript is spliced from 9 exons. Gene Ontology annotation, biological process: rRNA methylation; box C/D sno(s)RNA 3'-end processing. The record is from RefSeq and is a predicted model, not a curated record. NCBI's taxonomy places the organism in Eukaryota, Metazoa, Chordata, Mammalia, Primates, Cebidae. Bases 13 to 1149 code for a protein of 378 amino acids. Gene Ontology annotation, cellular component: Cajal body; box C/D methylation guide snoRNP complex; nucleolus.
CUUGUUGCCUCGAUGUGUGAAAGACUUCAGGGUGGCAAAUGUGGAAGCAGGCACCUCAGUGGGAAGUUUGUUGCUGUAAGCUGGGAGAUGGUGUGGUGGACCAGGAUGGGAGCCGCGGAUGUGCUGACAGUUUUACAUGCUUUUGAAGACAGAACCAACAGAUUGUAUGUGGGUUUCAGUCCCCGUGGGGGUGGCUUUGGCGGCCGAGGGGGCUUUGGUGACCGUGGCGGUCGUGGAGGCCGAGGGGGCUAUGGCGGGGGCCGAGGUCGAGGCGGAGGCUUUAGGGGUCGUGGACGAGGAGGAGGCGGCGGCGGUGGCGGUGGCGGCGGCGGCGGUGGUGGCGGCGGAGGAAGAGGAAGAGGUGGUGGAGGCUACCAUUCUGGUGGCAACCGGGGUCGUGGUCGGGGAGGAAAAAAAGGAAACCAGUCAGGGAAGAACGUGAUGGUAGAGCCUCAUCGGCAUGAGGGUGUCUUCAUUUGUCGAGGAAAGGAAGAUGCACUGGUCACCAAGAACCUGGUCCCUGGGGAAUCAGUUUAUGGAGAGAAGAGAGUCUCGAUUCCGGAAGGAGAUGACAAAGUCGAGUACAGAGCCUGGAACCCAUUCCGCUCCAAGCUGGCAGCAGCAAUCCUGGGUGGUGUGGACCAGAUCCACAUCAAACCGGGGGCCAAGGUGCUCUACCUCGGGGCUGCCUCGGGCACCACUGUCUCCCAUGUCUCUGACAUCGUCGGUCCGGAUGGUCUAGUCUAUGCAGUUGAGUUCUCCCACCGCUCUGGCCGUGACCUCAUUAACUUGGCCAAGAAGAGGACCAACAUUAUUCCUGUGAUUGAGGAUGCUCGGCACCCGCACAAAUACCGCAUGCUCAUCGCAAUGGUGGAUGUGAUCUUUGCCGAUGUGGCCCAGCCAGACCAGACCCGGAUUGUGGCCCUGAAUGCCCACACCUUCCUGCGUAAUGGAGGACACUUUGUGAUUUCCAUUAAGGCCAACUGCAUUGACUCUACAGCCUCAGCCGAGGCUGUGUUUGCCUCCGAAGUGAAAAAGAUGCAACAGGAGAAUAUGAAGCCACAGGAGCAGCUGACCCUCGAGCCAUAUGAAAGAGACCACGCCGUGGUCGUGGGAGUGUACAGGCCACCCCCCAAGGUGAAGAACUGAAGUUCAGCGCUGUCUGGAUUGCGAGAGAUGUGUGUUGAUACUGUUGCACGUGUGUUUUUCUAUUAAAAGACUCAUCCGUCUC